Messenger RNA from Trichoderma atroviride IMI 206040, 3717 nucleotides. NCBI's taxonomy places the organism in Eukaryota, Fungi, Ascomycota, Sordariomycetes, Hypocreales, Hypocreaceae. The record is from RefSeq and is a predicted model, not a curated record.
AUGCCGGCCCAUCACCAGAAACCGGCUCCCCUCGUGCCGGCAUCGCCUCGAAAUACUGCCAAAUAUACUAACAAGGACGGGUCCAAGUUCAUCACCGUCCCCAAGGGCAGCCCAUCAGACUCGUCUUCCCGGCCAUCGACUCCCCCAAUCGCUAAACCCAACAGCGUCCUGCCGCCUCCGGAUUCCGCAGGCCUCGACAUGUCGGCUCCGACUGUUAACCGUAAGAAGCAGAAGCGACGGCAAAAGGCCGCGGCCAAGGCUGCCGCUGCACAAGCCGUCAACGGCCAUCCUAGCCCCGCUCCCAGCUCCGAUAAACCGACGCCCGCAGACUACGACCUUGUCCCAAGCGACGAGGAUGAUGAUGUCUGUUAUCUAGCUGACGAAGUCGAGCCUACGUCUACGGCGAACGGUCACGCGAUAGAUGCUAAACUUGGUAAAAAGAACAAGAAAAAGAAGAAAGGUAGUGAUGCUGGCGUUGAUGCCGAGGAGGCUUUGACGUCAAAAUACCAUCAGCAGCAGCACAAUCACCAUCAUCAUCACCACCAUCGCCCCCAUCUGUACCACGAUGAUGGCCCGGCGCCAGCGACUCAUGUGCCGCGAGGCUCUGGAAUGUCCAAGGAUAAGAUAUGGAGCACAAGCAAUCACGAGGAGCGCGAGCGUAUCAAAGAGUUCUGGCUGGGCUUGGGCGAGGAUGACCGGAAAUCCCUGGUCAAGGUCGAGAAAGACGCUGUCCUGAAGAAGAUGAAGGAACAGCAAAAACACACGUGUAGCUGUACUGUCUGCGGAAGGAAGCGCACCGCCAUCGAGGAGGAGCUGGAAGGUCUGUAUGAUGCGUACUAUCUCGAAUUGGAGCAGUUUGCAAACCAAGGAGAGGGCCCCGCCAUGCUGCCUCCGCCGCCCCGAGAUUUCUCGAUCCGCGCGCCGCGAGGCAUGCCGGGAGCGUAUACGCGGCAUCCGCCAGCCCGCGGGCGAAUAGUCGAGCACGUCGGCGACGAUGACGAGGAACUAGAGGAAGCCUACAGCGACGACGAAGCCGAGGACGACGAGUACAGCGACGACGAACCACCGGAAGAAUUUCACGGCUCUCCUGACCGAGACGUAGCUGAUUUCUUGACGUUUGGUAACAGCCUCCAAGUCAAGGGUACGCAACUUCUUGAUUCUCUUCUGCACAGAUAUGGUAACAUGGACUUAGGCGGCAUUCUCACCGUUGCGGAUGACCUACUCAAAAACGACGGCAGACGCUUCAUCGAAAUGAUGGAGCAGCUUGCGGAACGUCGAAUGGCCCGAGAAGAAGACGCGAGAGACUUCGCCCGCGGCUACGGUCAUCCGAACGGCUCAUACUCCACUCCUCACAAUCACCCUCCUCCCGAAGACGAUGACUACGAGGACGAAGAGGAGGAGGAGGAAGAAGACUACGACGAUAGUCAAGAUGAGGAGUAUGAGGACGAAGAGGUAUACUACAACCCGUCUAUGAUGCCGUCCAAGUUCCAUACUGAGUGCUGUUGCCAGGACCCGAUGACAGAAGAGCAGCGAAUGGAAGAAGGACGCCGCAUGUUCCAAAUCUUCGCAGCCCGCAUGUUCGAACAACGAGUACUAUCCGCGUACAAAGAGAAAGUGGCCAAGGAAAGGCAGGAAAAGCUAUUGGAGGAGCUGGAGGAGGAGAGUCGAGCGGUGAAUGAGCAAAAGGCCAAAAAGGCCAAGAGCGCUCAGAAAAAGAAGGACAAGGCUGCUCAAAGGAAGCAAGCGCUUGCUGAAGAGAAGGCUCGUAAAGAGGCUGAAAAGGCCGCCGAGGACACCGCCCGAAUCGAAGCCGAGAGGAAGAAGAUUGCUGAGCAGAAGCAGAAAGCCGAAGAGAAACGAAGGCAAAAGGAAGCCCAAAAGAAGGCCGAAGAAGAAGCACGGCUAAAGAAGGAAGCCGAUCGACUACGGCGGUUACACGAGCAGAAGGAAAAGCAAGCCGAGCAAGAGCGAAAAGCGCGCGAAGCCAAGGAGCGGGAAAAGAAGCUCAAGGAGGAGCAACGCUUAAAGGAGCAAGAAGCUCGCGAGCAAAAGGAGCGCGAGGCCAAGGAGCGUAAAGAGAAACAAGAACGCGACAAGCGAGAAAAGGAGGCCAGGGCCGCCAAAGCCAAGAAGGAAGCUCAAGAUGCGGCAGAGGCUCUCCAACCGACCAAGGAAGAAAAGGCAGCCCCUAAAGCGUCCUCUGUCCAGCCAUCCCAGACACAGCCUUCACAGCCUGCUAAACGUGGAACGAGCCAACAGCAGCAGCCACAGCAGCAGCAGCAGCAGCAGCAUCCUGUUUCGCUGCCCGCCGUCUUACCUCAACAUCCCCCUAACCCAGCCAGCUUCGUGUCCCCCAAAAUCGCAGUGGCCACUCCGGUAAUUCCCAAAGCGCCAACACCCAUACGGCUGAGAACAGCAUCUCAACAGCAGCAUGGGACUGGUCCAGCCAGCUCGUCAGACUCUCAAGGGGCGUCUGCUCCUAGUCAGAGCGCAUCGCCACAUUCCACGACGCCAGCAUAUACCAGCCCUAGUUCAACGGAGAGGCGAAUCAGCGGAAGUGCUCCCGUCACAAUGCUGCCAUCUGGGGCGUCAGUCACGCCGCCUGGGUUGCCGCCACUCAAAGGUCCGAGCCCUUCAUCCCAGUUCCAGAUGCCCAUCAUGGGCAUGCAGCCGCCCCCAGGUCUAACUGCUCAUCAACCUCCGCCUGGAUUCCCCGGUCGCCCAAAUCAUGACCCAAUAUUUCCCGUCGGGUUCAGGCCUAAUCCUGGACAUAACAUGAUGAUUCCGCCGCCCGGCAUCAAUAGUCCAACUAGCCGCGGAUAUCCACCUGUCACCAUGCCCCCUCCAGGAUUCUCUCAGCCAACAAGCGAUUUCCCGCUUGGCGGCCAAGGAUACCCAAUGCCCGCUAGAGACGGGCCUGUUUUGACAAACGGACGCCAAGGCUCUAUAGGGUUUGACAGCUCACCUAGCACACCUCUGCAAAGCUUCGGACGGCCGGCGCCAAUAGGCAGACCUGGUAGUAUUGGCCAUGGGUAUUCGCACGACAAGGAUGAAGAUACGCAGCAUCUCGGAAGCCGAGUUCUUGUUGAAGAUGAUGAGCCACUGGGCUCGGAUGCUAAUAUCGGCGGCUUGCGCAACCACCCACCAGGACCACGAAGCGGCUUUGCCGCGGGCCCCUUUAUUGACUCGGGAUUUCCAAUGGGCCACAACCCUUGGGCUCCUAUCAACAGCCCUCCACAGCCGUUUCCUCCCAGCACUGCUGCACAGCCGUUUCCUCUGCCAGGAUUUGGAAGCCCUGGAUGGGGUCCUCCAAGCGGUCCGCCUGGAUUUCAUGUUGGCUCACCCAAUGGGAUGGGCUCUAUCCGAUCGCAUGCGCAGCCUCGCCAUGUAACCGUCCGAUUAUUGCUCUCCCAGGCUUGCAAAGACUUGAUAAACACGCCUUCCGCAGACAAGGAGGGGUAUGUUGAUCUGAUCAACAUCAAGUCGCACGUGGAGAUGAUGUCGGGCGAUGCAAGUAUCUCGGAGCAAGAUCUGUUGAACCUCUGCGAUACAAUGGGCAGUUCAUCCAACGGAGGAGGAUCCUUUGACGUUAAGCAGGACAUUCUAGGACAGAGGAGGGUUCGUUGGGUUCCUGACACAGAUGAAGGUCUGAAUCCUCACUUUCGGGCUGUUGGGGCCCCUGGUGAGAUUGGCAGUCCCUUGGUAGGCCAUGCUUCA